Messenger RNA from Trifolium pratense (red clover), 2034 nucleotides. RefSeq names its product L-type lectin-domain containing receptor kinase IX.1-like. The transcript has a single exon. Gene Ontology annotation, cellular component: plasma membrane. NCBI's taxonomy places the organism in Eukaryota, Viridiplantae, Streptophyta, Magnoliopsida, Fabales, Fabaceae. Gene Ontology annotation, molecular function: protein kinase activity; ATP binding; carbohydrate binding. Bases 1 to 2034 code for a protein of 677 amino acids. Gene Ontology annotation, biological process: protein phosphorylation. The record is from RefSeq and is a predicted model, not a curated record.
AUGACUAUUUGCUAUGUUAGUCUUCAUGCAAUGAGAAUAAUUUUCUUGCUACAAAUGAUUACUACUUCUGUAAAACCACUCUCAUUUGAUUACCAAGGCUUUAAAUAUGAUGAUGUGAAGCCAGAAGGAGAUGCUUCUUUGUUAUAUUCAUACAUCCAACUUACUUCAACCUCAAGGUACCAAACCAAUACUUACAGUGUCGGGCGAGUCACGUGUUUCGAGCCAUUACAACUAUGGGACAAGACCUCAAGAAAACUCACUGAUUUCACUACUAAAUUUUCCUUUGUAAUUUACUCAAACAAGACUAAUUUUGGAGAUGGAUUAGCAUUUUUCUUCGCAGAUCCGGAACUUCCACUACCUGAACAUAUGCAAGAAGGAGGUGGUCUUGGUCUUGUGGAUAAAUAUCAAAUAAUGAAUUCUACUAAAUAUUCAUUUCUAGCAGUGGAGUUUGACACUCACCAAAAUUCUUGGGAUCCAUCAGGCAUGCAUGUAGGUAUAAAUUUCAACUCUAUGAUGUCUAUAAAAACUAAACCAUGGUCGAUUGAUAUUAGUAAUAAGACGGCUUAUUACGAUUGUAAAAUUCAGUACAAUUCAAGUGCUCAUAAUUUGAAAGUUUCUUACACUGGUAGCAUAAUCAAUGGUAAGCCAAAAAAAAGUUACCUCUCAUAUAAUGUUGAUUUAAGAGAUUACCUACCUGAGAAGGUUAUUUUUGGCUUCUCAGCUGCUACAGGAGUUGUGUUUGAGAUGAAUACAUUAAUGUCAUGGUCAUUCAAUUCAAGUUUACAAAUUCAUGAUGUGAAAGUGUCCUCUCCAAUCUCAACAAAUCCUAGUCCUUCACCAAUUCACAAUAGUCCUAAAAUAGAUAGCAACAAAUAUACUACUAUUUGGGUAGGGCUAGGAGUUGGUGUAGGUAUUGCAUCAAUUUUCCUUAUUUUAGGAUGGUUUUGUAUUUUAAUGUGGAAAAAGGAUAAAGGGAAAAAAGAAGAUUCAAUUUUUGAUCUAAAAAUGGAUGAUGAAUUUCUAAAGGGAUCUGGACCUAAAAGGUUUUGCUAUAAUAAACUAGUGAGUGCAACAAAUAACUUUGAAGAAACACAGAAGAUAGGACAAGGUGGUUUCGGCGGUGUUUAUAAAGGCUAUUUAAAAGACAUAGAUACCAAUGUUGCCAUAAAGAGGAUAUCGAGAGAGUCGAAACAAGGGAUUAAGGAAUAUGCAACUGAAGUGAAGAUCAUUAGUCAACUUAGGCAUAGGAAUUUAGUUCAAUUAAUUGGUUGGUGUCACAUGAAAAAAGACUUUCUUCUUAUAUAUGAAUUCAUGCAAAAUGGUAGCUUAGAUUCUCAUCUAUACCGCGGAAAAAGCUUAUUGACAUGGCCUAUGAGGUACAACAUUGCUAUGGACUUGGCUUCGGCAUUGUUGUAUCUUCACGAAGAAUGGGAACAAUGUGUAAUUCAUAGAGACAUAAAAUCCAGCAACAUUAUGUUAGACUAUAAUUUCAAUGCUAAACUUGGUGAUUUCGGGAUGGCUAGGUUGGUGGAUCACGAGAAAGAAUCACAAAGUACUACGAUAAUAGCCGGGACUAUGGGGUAUAUAGCUCCUGAAUAUUACACAACAGGGAAAGCUACUAAGGAAUCUGAUAUAUAUAGUUUUGGUAUUGUUUCAUUGGAGUUAGCUAGUGGAAGAAAACCAAUUGAUCUUAAUGCUAAGGAGGAUCAAGUGACAAUAUUCGAUUGGGUUCGAGAGCUUUAUCGAUUAGGUAGGUUCCUUGAAGUAGUCGACACAAAACUUGAGGGUGGAUUCGAUGACGAACAAAUGGAACGUUUAGUGGUUAUUGGUCUUUGGUGUGCAAAUCCAAAUUAUUCAUUUAGGCCAUCUGCAAGACAAGUGAUUCAGGUGCUUAAAUUUGAAGCUCCUUUGCCAAUUCUACAACAUAUGAUGUUAGAGUCAAUAUACUCUCCUAAAACAAUGAACACAAUUUUUGGUCCAGUUUCUUCUUCUUUUGUGGAGGAUGAUUUUGAUGUACAUAAAGUUACUAGAUAG